UACUCUUCUUAUAUGAGCAACAUCGCGGCCAUAUUGUCAUUAUUUUGUUGAAAAGGAUAACAUGGCGUCUAGUCCAGUAAGAGAGGGCGACGAAGACAACUAUAUGCGAAAGUUAGAGACGAUAAGAGAUAUAAGAGUCAAAACAUCACAGAUGGAAAAGCUAAAAUCUCAACUGAUCCAAGAGUUAGAUGCAGCUGAGAAGGAAGGAAAACUUUUGAAGGACUAUAAAGCAGAAAUGGAAGCUCUUCUGCAUGAGAAAAUGGCACAUGUAGAGGAACUGAGGCUUAUUCAUGCUGACAUUAAUUUAAUGGAAAAUACCAUCAAGCAGUCUGAAUCUGAGAGAGAAAGAGGGUUAGAAACUCUGAGAAGAUUGCAUGAAGAAUACAAACCAUUGAAGAGAGACAUUGACAAAAUGAGAGGCUCUCUGGGUCUGGAGAAAAUAGCGAACCUAGAUGAAGAAAGUAGCCUUGCAGAGUUUCUUGAACGUGCUCCACCAGGUUGGAAGCCAGAGCCACAGGAACCCCCUCCUCCACCGGUGGCCUCCCAGUUAGCUGCAGCAGCAGCUGCCGCACAGCAGCUGGUCAAUAAGCGGGGCCCUCCGGGGGAGAGGCAUUUCCGCCAGCAGCAGCCACCUCCCAUGAAGGCCUGCCUGUCCUGCCACCAGCAGAUUCACAGGAAUGCUCCGAUCUGCCCGCUGUGUAAGGCCAAGAGCCGCUCUCGACACCCAAAGAAGACCAAGAGAAAGCACGAAGACUGAGAGAACUCGGAUUCUGUGUAACACGAUAGACUGUAUGAAAGAGUGGGAAACCAGGCUUGUUUUUUGGCGCGUUUUCAUAAAGAAAAACGUUUCUUGCAAGCUUUCCUAUCCAUAGUAUCUAUUCUUCCAUCUAAGUGUACAGUAUAGAUAACUCUUCGUAUUGAAGUCUUAUGUAGUCGCACAGUUUGUCGGAUCUUGCCUAACUUAAAUUCGCGAAGCUUUGCUCAUUACCCAUCUUAGUGUCAGAAGCAUAUAACCGCAUAUAUGCUUCUGCGAGUAUAUAUACGUCAAGAUAUAUAUUAAUCUACGUUAUAUUAUAGGCCUUUUAGGAUCUUUGCGAUAUAAUAUAUGGAACCUUAUUUAUUGAAUAUUAAGUUAAGUAAUAUUUAUAAUAUAUGGCGCUGAGAUUAUUAAGCAGGAAGCAAAAUCUACGUAAGUAUUGUUAUACAGCUAGUAAUAGAUACAUGAUAUCAUCAACUGUAAUCAAGGCUGUUGAAGAAAUAAAAUAAUGUAACGAAAACAGUACAACGGUAUUGCUUACUAGUUAGCUACAUGCACCCUACGUCAGUGCACCUUUUUCCAAUUAACCGUCUGAGCAGAUAGCAAGAUCUAUUCAAUGCCUAACCUUUUCAAAACCGGAAUAAAUUUCUCUCCCAAAGUCAAGUUUUCACUAAUGAAAAUUAAUAGACAAAUAGUUUAUAGGGAAUGGAUUUAAGGCUUGCUUAAAAAGACGUUUUCCAGCUCGUCAAGCUCGGAAGAUUUUGAGACGAUCAACACGUUAAUUUAAAUUAACUUUUUUUUUUUUAUUCUUCUAUUCUUAAGCUGAUUUCUAUUAUGUUUUUUCUUGUACAAUUCAGAGUAAGUAAGCACUUGUGCAUUUUCAAAAGACCUCGAACUGCUGUGAAAAUUUACUGGUUAUUUAGUCCACAUCAUACUGUGAAUCAUUUGCCGUGGUUACCUGUACAUGUUCAAGUUGUCAAAUUCGCUUUGAUCUGGACAAAUACGAGCUAAAUUGAGCGCAAAACGAUAAGAAACCGAAAAACAAAACAAAGCUUAAUUACGUUGUCAACAGACCCUAAAUGCAAACCAAAAUGCAAAAUGACUUGUUGAUUACUAUAUUGUUCACUUGCGUCAUUAAACCACAUUGAAUUUUAAAUCAGGAUCAGUGAAGAAAAAGAGAUUUGUUUUGUCCAAGAUAAUAUUUGUUUUUCAGUAUUUAUAUGUUGAGUACUGAAAAACCGAAAAAGAAACUUUAGGCGCCUUAUCAGAUUGAAAGACUUGUGGUUAGAAAUAAAUUCUCAGAAAUACUGAACAAAAGAAAUACUCAAUUUACUUGAAGCAAAUUGAAGCAGUAGAGAGACAAAAGAGUCGCCGAUUCGCUUGCGGAAAACAAAAGGGCGAAAAGAAUUGAUUAUGCGCAACAUGAAGUAAUCAAAAUACCGCACACUGUUUGGUGACCUUAUUUCAGAUAGGAACUACGCCGACUGUAGAUUUUUAAUGCGGAAAACAUAGGCACACGUCUCGUUCACUGGACAGCGAAAUGAGGCAGUUUGGAACAGUCAGAAAUCUCAGGAAAUGGUAGCUAACAGACCUUUAAAAGCCGUCAUUUGCUGUAAACUUUGCCUUGUUGCAACUCGUCGCAGAGUUUGGCUGUCAUCGCAGCUAGACGAUUUUCGUCUGAACAACUGGCUUCAAAGUUUAAUAGCAUUUGCUUUCGGGAUAUUAACGGUUAUCAGUUAAUUUCCGACAAAUUUCUGAAGUUUCAAGAUGGGCAAUGGUAACACAAAGCCUGGCGUCAUGCGACGAGUAAUGCAAGCUAAUAAGAAAUUCAGAGCAGUACUUCAACUUUGGGAAGACGAUCGUUGGGACAGGGAACCAUGGAAAGCAAUCCUUAGGAACGGGCCCUUCGUUGUCCACCGCAAAAGGAAGAAACUACUUGAAUCGAAAGACGAAGAUUUGAUGGAAUACUUCAACAAUCUUCUCCAUGGACACAUACAUGCGGAUUCACGAUGGAGUCUUCCAACCAGAGAAAUUGCUAUAUUUUUGAGUUCAACUUUCACAGACAUGGCAGUAGAAAGGGAUUUAUUAAUGGAAGACGUGUACCCAUAUUUGCGAGAAUUUUGUCGAAGGUUAGGGUACAAUUUCGGUGUGGCGGACAUGAGAUGGGGAGUGCGUGACGAAAUGACGGACGAACAUCAAGCUGUGGAGAUUUGUAUCACGGAAGUUCAGCGAUGCAGGUGAGUAAAUUUAUAGACGAUGCGUCUGAGUUUGUUAUUCCAGGAAAUUGAUACCCGUAGUUGAUUGCAUCUUCGAUAGAGGAAAGGGUUUUGCGCAGCUUUACAUAACAAUUCAACACCAUGUCCGUUACGUGUUCCAUAA
Molecule: messenger RNA, 3136 nt
Organism: Orbicella faveolata
Lineage: Eukaryota; Metazoa; Cnidaria; Anthozoa; Scleractinia; Merulinidae
Product: zinc finger C4H2 domain-containing protein-like
Biological process (GO): positive regulation of neuron differentiation
Cellular component (GO): nucleus
Source: RefSeq, a predicted model, not a curated record